Zonotrichia albicollis (white-throated sparrow) is the source of this 2857-nucleotide messenger RNA. RefSeq names its product G protein subunit alpha transducin 1 (gene GNAT1). Gene Ontology annotation, biological process: adenylate cyclase-modulating G protein-coupled receptor signaling pathway; detection of light stimulus involved in visual perception; phototransduction, visible light. Gene Ontology annotation, molecular function: GTPase activity; G-protein beta/gamma-subunit complex binding; G protein-coupled receptor binding. The record is from RefSeq and is a predicted model, not a curated record. Gene Ontology annotation, cellular component: heterotrimeric G-protein complex; cytoplasm. Lineage: Eukaryota; Metazoa; Chordata; Aves; Passeriformes; Passerellidae.
UCCAAGGAGCGGGCGCUGAACCGCAGGGCUGCGGGGCUGACCAUGGGAGCCGGGGCCAGCGCCGAGGAGAAGCAUUCCCGGGAGCUGGAGAAGAAGCUCAAGGAAGAUGCUGAGAAGGAUGCCAGGACCGUCAAGCUGCUGCUGCUGGGAGCAGGGGAGUCAGGAAAGAGCACCAUUGUCAAGCAGAUGAAGAUCAUCCACCAGGACGGUUACUCGCUGGAGGAAUGCCUGGAGUUCAUUGCCAUAAUUUACAGCAACACACUCCAGUCCAUGCUGUCCAUCGUGCGGGCCAUGACCACCCUCAACAUCCAGUACGGGGACACGGCUCGCCAGGACGAUGCCCGUAAGCUGCUGCACCUCUCGGACACCAUCGAGGAGGGGACCAUGCCCAAGGAGAUGUCAGAAAUCAUCGGGCGGCUCUGGAAGGACUCGGGCAUCCAAGCCUGCUUUGACCGCGCCUCCGAGUACCAGCUCAACGACUCUGCGGGCUACUACCUGUCAGACCUGGAGCGCCUGGUGACCCCCGGCUACGUCCCCACAGAGCAGGACGUGCUGCGCUCCCGCGUCAAGACAACUGGCAUCAUCGAGACCCAGUUCUCCUUCAAAGACCUCAACUUCAGGAUGUUCGACGUGGGUGGACAGCGCUCAGAGAGGAAGAAGUGGAUCCACUGCUUUGAGGGCGUGACCUGCAUCAUCUUCAUCGCGGCUCUCAGUGCCUACGACAUGGUCCUGGUGGAGGAUGAUGAAGUGAACCGCAUGCACGAGAGCCUGCACCUCUUCAACAGCAUCUGCAACCACCGCUACUUUGCCACCACCUCCAUCGUCCUCUUCCUCAACAAGAAGGACGUUUUCCUGGAGAAGAUCAAGAAGGCCCACCUCAGCAUCUGCUUCCCCGACUAUGACGGUCCUAACACUUACGACGAUGCCGGCAACUACAUCAAGCUUCAGUUCCUGGAGCUGAACAUGCGGCGGGACGUGAAGGAGAUCUACUCCCACAUGACCUGCGCCACCGAUACCGAGAACGUCAAGUUCGUCUUUGACGCCGUCACUGACAUCAUCAUCAAGGAGAACCUCAAGGACUGCGGGCUGUUCUGAGCCCCGGCCGAGCACCCCCACCCGGGACCAGCCCCACCGCUGACCCCAUUCCACCUCCACAACCAUCCCCGCUUGCCCCACACCCCUGGGAUUUGACCUGCCCAGCUCCAAAGCCACCCCUGGUGAAGUGGGGGGGCAAAAUCUCACACCCCCUCCCCACCAACUCUCCCCCUGUGGGGCCCCCAGGUCUGCUGGGGGUCUCUGGGGCUCCAGGUCCUAGGGGCACCCGGAUGACCCUGUAUACUUUGGGGUGCUGCAGGUAACCCUCAGAGCUGUGGGGGACGGGGGUUGCCUUGGGUGCUGAGGGUUCCUGAGUACCCCUUGGAGCAGAGGGCUGUUUGGGGGUCCUGGGUGUCCCUAGGUACUUGAGGGAUCCUGGGGUGUCCCUGGGUUCCCUUUAGAGCUGACAGGUGCUGGGGUUCCCAGAUAACCCUUGGCAUUGGGGAGACUGGGGGAUUUUGGGUGCCCCUUGGUGUUGGGAGUCCCUGGUACCCCUUGGAACUGAGGGGUGCUAGGGGUUCCCUUGGGUGCUGGGGGGUCCAGGUGCCCUCUGAAGCUCUGGGUGCUGGGGUGGUCCCUCGGGUGCUGCUGGGUGCCCCCCUGGAGCUGGGGGUGCUGAGAGUCUCCACAAAGUCCAGAGCUGGGGGUCCUUUGGGUGUGGGGUGUCCAUGGGUGAUCCCCAGGACAGGGGGUUCCUGUGGGCUGCUGGGUGCAAGGAGCACUACAUCGCCCUCUGGGCUGCAGAUCAUUGGGUGUUCCUGGGUUCUGGGUGGCCCCAGGGACUGAUUGUGUGAUACUGGGGCUCCCCUGUGCCACCAUGUCACCAUUGCAGAGCCAGGGGGUGGUCAUGUGUUUGUUCCCCCCCACCCCACAGCCCCUCGGGGUAGGGUUCAGCCCUGCAGCAGCACCCCAGCUACACCCCCAAGGGUCCCCCCACUACCCUCACCUCUCACGAGCAGGGGCUUCUCCUGACCCCAGUGGGAUGCCAACCCACCUUGUGCCCCUCUCCCACCCCUGGGGCCCACCCCAACCCUCCCACAGAGGUGAAGCCCCCUGCCCACUCCCAUGCCACACAGGGCAUUUCAGUAUAUAUAACGUUUCUCUCUCUUUUUUUUUUUCCUUUCUACAUUUUAUUAUUUCAAACGACGUGAACAGUUUGGUAAAACAUCCUGUGGGAAAAGCGAGGCCGCAGGCACCGGCUGGAGGGUCCCCCUGUGCUGGGGGGACAGCGGGGGCCGCUCUGUACAGCGGGCUCUCCUCGCCCAACGCAACAGCUAGCCCUAAAAACUAGGCUUAGAAAGAGGGGGGGAUAGAGGCAGUGGGCAGCACCCCCUGCCCACCCUCCUGCCUGAGCUGCCCAUCGGCAUGGGGGCAGCAAGGCGGGGUGGGGUGCAGACCCUCCCCCCCAAAGGCACACGGUUGGGGGGUGGGCUGGCCACGGAGGAUGCCACCACCACGUAGCACUUGAUGCUUUUAAAUAGUUUGGUAAAAAGGUUUGUUUAAAAAGUAACAUGUGCCCAACCGGUGUGGUGUGGUGUUUUUUUUGCAUGGUUUUGGGUUUGGUUUUGUUGUUUUUUCUUUUUUUUGGUUUUUUUUUUUUUUUUUCCUUUUUUUCUUUCUUCUUUCUUUUCUGGUUACUAAAAGGAAUGUCAUCGGUCGUGUUUGUGGCUGGGUGGGCAUCCCUGAGGGGACCCUGUGCCCCCCGUGCCAGCAACACUUGCAAUGUAAACAGUGAGAGCACCACGGCUCGGAGUGAAUGAAA